AUGCGUGCCUUCUCCACCGUUGCAGUCGCUGCCGCCAGCUUUGUUGCUGCUGCGGUAGCUCAGAACGCGACGAGCACCGGGUCAAGCUCGAUCCCAGAGUACACACUCCAGGCGGAGAACAUUACCGCGAAAUUAAUUCCAUACGGCGCGAGACUCACCUCGUUGGUCGUACAAGACCGCAACGGUGACGAACAAGACAUUGCUGUCGGCUACGAUGAUCCGGAUCAGUACCCGAUUGAUACAGAGACCAACCACACUUUCUUCGGUCCAGUAGUCGGUCGUUAUGCAAACCGCAUUCGCAACGGCACCUUCGAGCUCAACGGCCAGAACUAUAGCAUCCCCACCAAUGAGAACGGCGGCCUCGACACUCUACAUGGCGGGACAGUUGGCUACGAUGCGCGCAACUGGACAGUCGUUACCAGCAACGACACAUCGAUCUCGUUCAGUCUGCUCGACACGGGAUUCGAAGGCUUCCCUGGCACCGUUCUGACCAUCGCCACCUACUCGGUCCUCUCUUAUCCCUCAGGCCCACAGGGUGAGAUGCGACCUCGUUUGACGGUCUCGCUCGUUUCCUCUGCCCUCGAUGAGCCUACCCCAAUCAUGCUGUCCACCCACAUCUACUGGAACCUCAAUGCCUUCAAGUCGCAGACGGUUCUUAACGAUACUACGCUGUGGAUGCCAUACUCUGAUCGCUACGUCAUGACUGAUGGUAUCCUGAUCCCGACCGGUGAGAUUGGUACAACCGCCUCCGAGCCUGGUCUCGACUUCACCGUGCCUAAGACUAUCGGCGACGCUGUCGCGGACGCAGAGGGUCUGUGCGGUACCAAUUGCACCGGCAUCGACAAUGCCUUCAUCAUCGACCGCCCUUCGUUCGUACCGGCCGAGACCAAAGUCAAAGUACUGAGCGUGUGGUCCGAUAUCACCGGUAUUCAGCUGGAUGUGUCCACCAACCAACAGGGUAUACAGGUGUACACUUGCAAUGGACAGAAUGGUACCAUCCCCGUAAAGCAGAGCCAACAGGACCGCAACAACGGCACCGACGAUGCCGCUGGAUACGUGGAGAAGUACGGCUGUGUUGUCAUUGAGCCGCAGGCUUGGAUCGAUGGUAUCAAUCAUCCCGAGUGGGGCGUAGACAAGUACGAGAUCUUUUCUCCAGAGACGGGGCCGGCGGUGUGGUAUACUAAUUAUGACUUCUCGACCUACUGA
Molecule: messenger RNA, 1206 nt
Organism: Cyphellophora europaea CBS 101466
Lineage: Eukaryota; Fungi; Ascomycota; Eurotiomycetes; Chaetothyriales; Cyphellophoraceae
Exons: 2
Coding region: 1-1206 (401 amino acids)
Biological process (GO): beta-D-galactose catabolic process via UDP-galactose, Leloir pathway; glucose metabolic process
Molecular function (GO): aldose 1-epimerase activity; carbohydrate binding
Source: RefSeq, a predicted model, not a curated record